UGUGAAGGUGUUUCGCCAGCUAGACCUCCGCGCAGUUUAGAAUCUGUCACCCAAACGUAAAGGUGCACGACUCUCCUCUAGUCUCCUCUCCACAUCCUUGGAAACGAAUUUAUUAAACAAUCAUGAAGUUGAUCCUAGUACUUCCAGCAGUUCUGCUUCUUGUCAUCUGUUCGACUCAAGUGGUCAUUGGUCAUGUAUUUGGCUACUCGGAGCCAAAUCAGAGACGUUGGGCCCGUCACCAUGGCCAUUGUGCGGGAAAAACUCAGUCUCCGAUUGCAAUUACGACAAGUCGGACCAUGCCCUUGCAUAUGCCAGCUGUGGAUAUGAUUGGGUACCACAACCUAUUGGCGUAUCCCCUGAAAAUUGUCAACAACGGGCACACGGUCUCAAUUGGUAUACCGAAAGGCAAUGCUAGCGUGGAGCCAGUCGAGUUUCCUCCCUAUAUACGCGGUGCCAAAUUGCCUGGCGAAUUCGAGGUUGAAGGUCUGCAUUUCCAUUGGGGCGACAAGAACAAUCGUGGAUCCGAGCAUGUUAUCAACGACAUACGUUACACCAUGGAAAUGCAUAUUGUGCAUCGUAAUAAGAAAUAUGCCACCAUUGGAGAGGCGCUCAAUCAUCCUGAUGGUGCUGCCGUAUUGGGAUUCUUUUUCAAUCUGGAUGAAGAUGAGGGUCCUGGUCUGUACACAAUUGCCCGGCAUUUGCAUUUAAUAGCCGAUGCCAAUCAGGAGGCCACGCUUAAUGUAACCUUCUCUCUAUCCUCACUAAUUGCUGGCGUAGAUGUUGACAAGUUCUACACAUACAAGGGUUCACUGACGACACCGCCCUGCUCGGAGGCCGUCACCUGGAUUCUUUUCCCCGAUCCUAUUCCAAUUUCUCCCAAACAGAUUUCACGUUUCCGCCAACUAUCGGACACUCAAGAUGGUGCAUUGGUUGACAAUUUCCGCACCUUACAACCGGUGGGUAAUCGUCGAAUCUUUGCACGCACCGGACAUGUGCGUCACACAUCCAUAGCGGCCCUGAAACAUGAUGCUGACUAUCUCAAAUACGACUGGUUCUAUUGAAGAAGCAGCUGACUCGCUCUAGGAAGCAUCUCCA
This is a messenger RNA of Drosophila willistoni, 1095 nucleotides long. RefSeq names its product carbonic anhydrase 2 (gene CAH9). The record is from RefSeq and is a predicted model, not a curated record. NCBI's taxonomy places the organism in Eukaryota, Metazoa, Arthropoda, Insecta, Diptera, Drosophilidae. The transcript is spliced from 6 exons. The coding region runs from base 123 to 1061 and encodes 312 amino acids. Gene Ontology annotation, cellular component: cytoplasm. Gene Ontology annotation, molecular function: zinc ion binding; carbonate dehydratase activity.